Messenger RNA from Cyclospora cayetanensis, 750 nucleotides. RefSeq names its product UPF0746 protein DDB_G0281095. The transcript has 6 exons. Bases 1 to 750 code for a protein of 249 amino acids. The record is from RefSeq and is a predicted model, not a curated record. NCBI's taxonomy places the organism in Eukaryota, Apicomplexa, Conoidasida, Eucoccidiorida, Eimeriidae.
AUGCGUCUUGCUGAUUCUCAGGCUUACGGGGGAUCUCAGUGUCACGGCAGCGGCUUCGAACGACUGGCUUUUGCAGCAGAUUAUGAAGCACGGCGCAGCGAAGCAGACAGCCAGUUUGCAGCUGCCUGCGUUUUGCUGGGAAUUUCGCGAAGUCUUCGCCUGUCGGCAGCAGAGGCUGCAGGCACCUGUGCCGCUGCAGCCCCUGCCAGUGACAACGCUGGUGAGUGCAAGGCGUGUAAAAACAGCAAGGCUGCAACGCAGUCUGCUCUGCCCGCAAACCUCUGGCUCGAGGCUGGCCAGCAACAGCAACAACAGCAACAGCAGCAACAGCAACAACAGUGCAGCAGUCAUCAACAACAGCAACAACAGCAACAACAGCAUCAACAACAGCAGCACAAGCAUCAACAACAGCAGCAACAGCAGCAACAACAGCAGCACAAGCAUCAACAAGAACAGCAACAACAGGAGCAGCAGCAGCAGGAACAGCAGCAGGAGCAGGAGCAGCAGCAGCAGGAGCAGGAACAGCAGCAGCAGCAGCAGCAGCAGCAGGAACAGCAGCAGGAACAGCAGCAGGAACAGCAGCAGGAGCAGCAGCAGGAACAGCAGCAGCAACAGCAGCAGCAACAGCAGCAGGAACAGCAGCAGCAACAGCAGCAGCAACAGCAGCAGCAGGAACAGCAGCAGCAGCAGGAGCAGGAACAGCAGCAGCAACAGCAGCAGGAACAGCAGCAGCAAAUCGUAACGCAAUAG